AAAUAAUAUUGUAAUCUUUUAGGCACCAGCUAAUAUUGUCGUAGCUGUGAUGAAAAACGGUACAAAUAAAUAUUCAUCUAAGCCUAGCGAGCCUACAGAAGAAGUCAUCAGACAGUAUAUGCUAAGGAGUGGUGACUAUUGGGAUGGCGUGUGGAAAGAAGAUGUGAAGCCAGAUACUAUACUAAGAACGAAGAAAAAGAAACAUGAAAAACAAACACUAGAUAUCCAGCCCUUCACAUCGAAGCUAGUCCCGGGCACCAAGUUGUAUGAUCUUCUCGCUAGGAUUGUAAAGAAAUCGCCGAAACUCUUGUACUUUAUCAACAAUUAAUAAUAAUGUUUAAUGCAUAGCAAUAAAA
Cydia amplana is the source of this 356-nucleotide messenger RNA. RefSeq lists its product as uncharacterized. The coding region runs from base 50 to 328 and encodes 92 amino acids. The record is from RefSeq and is a predicted model, not a curated record. Lineage: Eukaryota; Metazoa; Arthropoda; Insecta; Lepidoptera; Tortricidae. The transcript is spliced from 3 exons.